Messenger RNA from Lethenteron reissneri (Far Eastern brook lamprey), 1508 nucleotides. RefSeq lists its product as uncharacterized. NCBI's taxonomy places the organism in Eukaryota, Metazoa, Chordata, Hyperoartia, Petromyzontiformes, Petromyzontidae. The record is from RefSeq and is a predicted model, not a curated record.
UUAGUAAUUACAAAUACCAUCAUCAGGCAGACAGCCAAAUUUUGACAAACCUUACUAAUUGGCUGUGUCGGGUGGUGACGGGUUUAACGACACAUUCAUAAUUACGCGAUCUAACACAAGCAACCUCUAUUAUGGAUGCUAUUGGUCGCGAAAGCCUACGUGUUAAACUGCGUUUAUAAAUGAACUUAAAUUAUGAUGCAGUAACGAUGACCUCAUCACUUUCGCUCAUCACAUUUUAUUUCAUCGCUUAAGCUCAUCACUCUCUCGCAUCACUUUCUUUGUCUCUCUCUCUCUCGACGCAGUAGUCGUGUAGACUUCCAGAUGCGAUUCGCGGAUAACCAAUAUCACGGAUAGGCAAUAUCGCGGAUAGCAAGUUCGUGCACAUUUUUUUUUUAUUUUAGCCGGUAUAGUCUACUGAGCUGUAUAGCUCUCAUUCAGAAACGACCUGGCCACAAAUGAUACCUCAGCAAAGUGGCUUAUUACGUGAACAGUUAUAGCAGCAAAUACUCAAAAGACGUGCUUCUAAAGAUGGAGGGGAAAGCCGCAGGACCCGGAGAAAAAUCCACGCGACCACGGCAAGAGAAGGAACAUUCACACUCCAAAUAUACAGCGGGCAUCAGGGUCGAUAAGACAGUGCCUGGCUGUCGUGUGGACCCCUUUAAAUGAGCAUCUGCGCCAGUGGGAAACAUUCAGUCUGAGCUGCUGACCGCGAUCCACCCGGGCUCUAACCAGAAAUGGAGUACAGUGUGAGGAGCUCACGGAUUUUUGAAAGAUCUGGACACAAUUCCAUCGCUGAGCUCCUCCGGCCAGCGAGGCUGCGUUGGCUGGGUCACGUAGCCCGCAAUGCCCAUUCAUGGCAUGCCCAGCCACCGCAUGCCCAGCCACCGCAUGCCCAGCCACCGCAUGCCCAGCCACCGCAUGCCCAGCCACCGCAUGCCCAGCCACCGCAUGCCCAGCCACCGCAUGCCCAGCCACCGCAUGCCCAGCCACCGCAUGCCCAGCCACCGCAUGCCCAGCCACCGCAUGCCCAGCCACCGCAUGCCCAGCCACCGCAUGCCCAGCCACCGCAUGCCCAGCCACCGCAUGCCCAGCCACCGCAUGCCCAGCCACCGCAUGCCCAGCCACCGCAUGCCCAGCCACCGCAUGCCCAGCCACCGCAUGCCCAGCCACCGCAUGCCCAGCCACCGCAUGCCCAGCCACCGCAUGCCCAGCCACCGCAUGCCCAGCCACCGCAUGCCCAGCCACCGCAUGCCCAGCCACCGUAUGCCCAGCCACCGCAUGCCCAGCCACCGCAUGCCCAAGUAGCUUCUGUUUGGCAGGGUAGAUGGGGCUAAGCGGUCGUGGCACGGACUAGAGAACCACAUGGCACCUGGGUCUGUCCCGUGACCUCCUGCCGUGGUGACGUCACUGCCACCUUGUGACGCGUGACGGCUGUUGCUCUUGCUAUAUGGGGUAGCGCUGGCACGUGCCUUUAGAGAACACGCACGUGACAGGUGCGUGACGUCAUA